Molecule: messenger RNA, 1443 nt
Organism: Penicillium nucicola
Lineage: Eukaryota; Fungi; Ascomycota; Eurotiomycetes; Eurotiales; Aspergillaceae
Exons: 1
Coding region: 1-1443 (480 amino acids)
Source: RefSeq, a predicted model, not a curated record
AUGAUCACCACCUUCACGCCAGAACAGAUCCUUGACAUCGAAGAUGCUCUAGUUACCGACCAAAACCCAGCACGCGAUGAAGAUACACUCGACUUCCAACGCUGCGCCAGACUGCACAAAUACCUGGUCGCAUAUGCCUACAUGGCCCGCAAUGGAACAACAACGCCCGAUCUCGACGCCCUAGCCAGCGAGUCAUGGUUCUUCAACGAACCGAGCGAGAAUAUUGACGCCAUUCGCGCUCGACUUGAUCCAUCCUUAAACUCAUUUCUUGACGCAAUCUAUGACCCGACGCCGGAAUUCUUCUACUGGGUGAACGGGCUGCGAAUGGAACUUGUCGACGAGUCUUUCCCCCACGAAGACAACGAUCUGGAGGAUAAAGAGCGAUUUGUGGUUAUUUACGACACAAGUUCCGGUCUCGGUCCGCACUGUCUGGGUGUUCUCUACGACCAGUUGAACCAUCGCGCCUCGUUCCCAUUAACCAUCUGGAAUACAGAAAGUAUCGAGCCUGUCACUGAGCAUUGGGAUAUGUGGUUUCCUCUAGAGACGAUUCUCACCCACUGGAUCUACAUGCUGCGAAUGGGAAAGAUCACGGCCGAUCCACGGAACGAGAGAGACUUGUCCGCUGAAGAGGCGGAUUCGCGACAUCAAAUUGGGUUAUGGUGUUGGCAUCCGUACUGCGCUGCUCAAAUAGACAGUACGGUUGCUGCGAUGGACCGCUACACGGACGCGAUCGAAUCACGCAUGCACUCUCUCUUGCCAAUAUCCUCGGAUGCACCAUUUUUUACCGAUGCAGAGCUCGAUGCGGCUUUGGUGCCGAAGGAGUGCUUUAUUCGCUCCUUUCUGACUCGAGUGAGAAUCCCGCGUUUCAAGCUAGUCGCGCCCGGCCUGGAGGUUCCGCACGACAAACAGGCCUUCGCAGCGCGUCAGAUGUUCAAUGCGGAAGGCCAGGGCAGGAGUGUACCGUCAUUCCUACUCUUUGCAUCUGCAGAUAAUACUCGCACGACCGGUUUCAACGAAGAAAUUCACCGUUUGUUCUUUGGAUCGAGGAAUGAUGUUCCAUUCAACGAAGGGGAUCCUGUCCCCGCGGGUUUAUAUAGUGCAACAAUUGAUCGAUUCGAAUACGAUACUGAGGAAACCGGAUUCUGCCUUCUACUCCCAUUCGCGCUACAACCGAAUCUUAGCAACGAGGAUGGAGCUAGGUACAGUGAUGGAACUCUAGUGCCAUCUGGCUCGUUCACGCAGCUUCUCCAGCAUGGCCUUUUUCAUCCGUUUGGCGGGGAGCACCGGGUGCAGAGACUGGAGAUGCUGUUUGACCGAUGGACUGAGUUGAUCGAAAGUGGUGUGUGGACAGUAGGCGCGAAUGGCGUUGAGGGAGGGAUCGAUAUGUUCCAGGAGGCAGACCAAGGCCGCUGGAAGGAUUACUGGAUCUCCCCAUCCUGGUGA